Molecule: messenger RNA, 1598 nt
Organism: Mizuhopecten yessoensis (Yesso scallop)
Lineage: Eukaryota; Metazoa; Mollusca; Bivalvia; Pectinida; Pectinidae
Product: malectin-B-like
Exons: 4
Coding region: 25-876 (283 amino acids)
Cellular component (GO): membrane
Molecular function (GO): carbohydrate binding
Source: RefSeq, a predicted model, not a curated record
CCGGUUUGGACAAGUAGUCAAAACAUGUUGUCGGCGUGCGGUCGUGUAUAUGCAAACAUGACCUUCUGUUUUUGCCACAGGAAACAUAUGCUUUUCCUUAUAUGCACAAUUUUGACUUUAGUAACGCAAUCCCUAAGUAUUGGCGAGGUUAUCUGGGCCGUGAACUGUGGGGGAGAAGCCCACACCGAUAUCAAUGGUAUCCGGUACGAAACAGAUUCGCUUAAAGUCGGGAUCUCAUCUGACUAUGGAAAAACAUUGAUGGUUUCACGGGUGGUCGCUCAGGACCAGAUCUUGUACCAGACUGAGCGAUAUCACAUGUCAACGUUUGGUUACGAAAUUCCACUCAGCGGAGACGGUGAAUAUGUCCUUGCCCUCAAAUUCUGUGAAGUUUGGUUCACAUCACCGAAUCAAAAAGUAUUUGAUGUCACAUUGAAUGGAGAACACACUGUUGUGGAUGAACUGGAUAUUUACAGUAAAGUCGGACGGGGAGUGGCACAUGAUGAACUUAUAGAAUUCACAAUUAGAUCAGGGAAACUCAAAGUCAACGGCGAAACAUCCAAAAUCAACAGCAAACUAUUAGUAGAAUUUAUGAAGGGAGAUUAUGAUAAUCCGAAAAUUAAUGCAAUAUAUUUAAUGAAGGGAACAAUAGACGAUGUACCCAAGUUGCCAUCACUACCAGGGACAGAGACGACACGAGAGGAGGAAGAGGUGGAGGACGAGGAGGACUCUCCCGAUCGGCCAUCAAAGGCACGUCGACCUUCAGGUCCCAAGGUGAAGGACCCUUACGCCUCUGAUGACACGAGCACCAUGCUCCUCCCAGUUAUCAUUGCCCUAGGGGCUUUCAUUCCUCUCCUCUUCUGCCUCUGUAAACUCUAGAGAUCAGGUCAGGGGUCCAAAUGUGUAUGGUCAGUGUUUAACAUGUGUAAGGUCAGAGGUCAUCAUGUGAUAGGUCAAAAGUGUUUUGAUCUAUUAAGUGAGAGUGGUGUAUGUGUGAGUGACUGCAUAAAAAACUUGUAGUUCAAAGGUCAGGGAGAACAAAUCUUUGGAGGUAGUGAGCAUGAACUUAGACAUUUGAUGUUGACUUGUCACUGUGAUGAAAGGUUUGUUCACAAAAAUGUAAAAGGUUAAAGGUCAAUUGAUGGAUGUCUGAGGUAAUAAGGUAGUGUGCAGAAUUGGGCAGUAUUGUUGUUUUGCAAGUCAGAGGUCAAAUUAUACAAGAAGUGUAAAUGAUAUAUGAAUGUUUAUAUAUAAAAAGAAUAAUUAUGUAAGUUCACACAACAGUAUACCUGUGUUUUCAGUAAUGACUGGAAUAAAACAUAGCAAGUAGAAUGUGUAAGUUCCUGCUCUUAACAAAGUGCUUUUUCAUGUCCUUCAGUCACUUGGUAUUGUCUUAACAACAUCAAACUCUGUUUUUACUAAAUAUAACGUCCGUAAAGUUGGUUCAAAAUGUAUUUGAGUGUAUAUUGACCUGAAAUGUGGGUUUUUUAACUGGCAUAAAACCCUUUCUGUUUAUUGGAACAAUCUAGGAAUCCAGUGGUUGGGCAUAACAACUUUAAUGUAUUUGGUACAAUGUAGAAAUCUAGAUAUCUUUUUGACAU